Molecule: messenger RNA, 846 nt
Organism: Clonostachys rhizophaga
Lineage: Eukaryota; Fungi; Ascomycota; Sordariomycetes; Hypocreales; Bionectriaceae
Source: the annotation of a GenBank genome assembly
AUGGCUACCGCGGAAGAUAAAGACGAAAAGCCGGAUGCGCCCAUCCCGCGCCCAAAGCAGCACUCGCGCCAGAAAUCACCGCCGCCUGCAGAGGAAGAUGAAGAGGACGAGGUGAAGCUCACACCAGAAGAGGAAGCAGCCGCCCUGCAAGAGUCGCAGACCAUCAAGGCAGACGCAAAUACUCUCUUCUCAUCAAACGACUUUGAAAAUGCAAUCUCCCGCUACGAGGACGCCCUCCUCCCCCUCCCCAGGAGCGCCUACUUCCCCCGCGCCGUCCUGCACUCCAACGUCGCCGCCUGCCAUCUCAAGCUCGAGCAGUGGAAGGAGGCCGUCAAGUCUGCCACCGCCUCCCUCACCGCCCUCGAGGCCCUGGAGCAGCCGCCCGCCCCCCAACCCAAGGAUGAUGAUCAAGGAGAAGAAGAAGAGGUCGAGGAGAUCGUCAGCGCCGGCGCCGCAAAGGCCCACGACCCAUCCGCCCAGCCCUCCGACAUCCAGCGCAUCCGGAUCAAGGCCCUGCUGCGCCGCGCCCGCGCCCACGCCCAGUCGGGGACGUGGUCGUCCCUGGCCGCCGCCGAGGCCGACUACCGCGAGCUCGAGAAGCUGCCGUCGGGGUCCCUCACGCCGGCCGACGCGAGGACCGUCAGGUCCCAGCUAAGGGAGCUGCCGCCGCGGGUCAAGGAGGCCCAGGAGAGAGAGACGGCCGAGAUGUGGGGGAAGCUGAAAGAUCUCGGCAACGGGCUGCUGAAGCCGUUUGGGCUGAGCACGGACAACUUCCAGAUGGUCAAGGAUGAGAAGACGGGCGGGUACAGCAUGAAUUUCAACCAGGGUAAUGGCUCCAAGUCGUGA